CUCUUAACUUUGCGCAUGUACGGCCAAACUGAACAUUGCCUCGACUCCAAGAUGGCGUUAACACGUCUGGCUUGCAUUCUGGUCCUGCUCUCAACUCACUGCUACUUCAACGUAUUGGCAGUAAUACUGAAAACAACGAAUGAUGCGCCAUGGGCCAACGAGUUUGAAUCUAUCGAAUUGUCCUGUUUGAUAGAGUCCAUCUCCACAAAAAACCCAAGAAUCGAAUGGAAGAAAAUUAAGGAUGGGGAGCCCAGUUAUGUCUACUUUGAGAAGAAAAUCUCAGGAGAUUUGGAGGGCAGAGCAAUGAUCAGAGAGCCUGCGACAUUGGUGAUAACCAACGCCACAAGAUCAGACUCAGCCAGUUACCGUUGCGAGGUCAGCGCCCAGACUGACCUUAAAUCCUUUGAUGAGAUUUUGAUCAACCUCGUCGUAAGAGUGAAGCCAGUGGUGCCGAAAUGUGCUGUCCCCAAAUCGGUGCCUGUAGGGACGGCGGCAGAGCUGCGAUGCGUGGAGGAUCAAGGUUUCCCCAAGUCUCAGUACCAAUGGUUCCGUAACAAGGAGGAAAUCCCAGAUGACCCCAAGACCAGCCCUAAGUUCAUCAACUCCUCCUACACGCUCAACGCCGAAACAGGCACCCUGAAAUUCAGUGCUGUCAGAAUGAACGACUCAGCAGAGUACUUCUGCCGAGCAAAGAACGACGCGGGCCACUCAGAGUGUGGACCGCAGACAAUGGAAAUCUAUGAUAUCAAUAUCGCCAGGAUCAUCCUGGGAGUGCUGGUGGUGGUGCUAUUGUGCAUAACAGUUGGCCUCUGCUUUGCGUACAAGCGUGGCUACUUCGCCAGCCAGAAACAGACUGGAAACAAUUACAAAGCACCAGCCAAAGGAGAAGGGGUGGACUACGUCAGAGCCGAGGACGAGGGCGACUUCCGACACAAAUCUUCGUUUGUCAUCUGAAGAGAAAGACAAAGGGCAUGGAAGUGAAAGGUGUGGUACUUUGGACGGAACUCAUUAAGUGUGUGAGAUGACCAGUGAGCUGCCACAGUACGUGCCUUGAGCUCUCAGCAUGUCUGAAAUGAUUCAAGUUUGCCAAAGAUGACAAGUUUUCACAUCUAUAUAGAACUGUUAACCAUUGUUACAGACAAGUUUUCACAUCUAUAUAGAACUGUUAACCAUUGUUACAGACAAGUUUUCACAUCUAUAUAGAACUGUUAACCAUUGUUACAGACAAGUUUUCACAUCUAUAUAGAACUGUUAACCAUUGUUACAGACAAGUUUUCACAUCUAUAUAGAAAUGUUAACCAUUGUUACAGACAAGUUUUCACAUCUAUAUAGAACUGUUAACCAUUGUUACAGACAAGUUUUCACAUCUAUAUAGAACUGUUAACCAUUGUUACAGACAAGUUUUCACAUCUAUAUAGAACUGUUAACCAUUGUUACAGACAAGUUUUCACAUCUAUAUAGAACUGUUAACCAUUGUUACAGACAAGUUUUCACAUCUAUAUAGAACUGUUA
Messenger RNA from Oncorhynchus gorbuscha (pink salmon), 1512 nucleotides. Its product is annotated as junctional adhesion molecule 3B-like. The coding region runs from base 16 to 954 and encodes 312 amino acids. Gene Ontology annotation, molecular function: protein homodimerization activity; protein heterodimerization activity. Gene Ontology annotation, biological process: angiogenesis; cell adhesion. The transcript has 9 exons. Lineage: Eukaryota; Metazoa; Chordata; Actinopteri; Salmoniformes; Salmonidae. The record is from RefSeq and is a predicted model, not a curated record.